This is a messenger RNA of Chlorocebus sabaeus (green monkey), 1093 nucleotides long. RefSeq names its product transmembrane protein 241 (gene SLC35D4). The record is from RefSeq and is a predicted model, not a curated record. Lineage: Eukaryota; Metazoa; Chordata; Mammalia; Primates; Cercopithecidae.
GCCACGUGGCCGUCUCGGGGCUGCUGCUGUUGCUGUUGCUGCUGCGGGGGUCGGGCGGCGGCCAGGGGGUUUGGGUAGGCACAGCUGGACCCCGGGAAGGGGACGAGUCGACAGAUGUGCGUGAGGAGGUCCCUGGUCGGCCUCACCUUUUGUACCUGCUACCUGGCUUCUUACCUUACGAACAAGUAUGUGCUGUCUGUCUUGAAAUUUACCUACCCUACAUUAUUCCAAGGGUGGCAGACACUCAUUGGUGGACUUUUGCUUCAUGUGUCUUGGAAACUGGGCUGGAUAGAGAUCAACAGCAGUUCAAGAUCUCAUGUUCUGGCGUGGCUUCCUGCUUCAGUGCUGUUUGUGGGUAUGAUCUAUGCUGGGUCCAGAGCCUUGUCCAGACUGACCAUUCCUGUGUUUCUCACUUUGUGUAAUGUAGCUGAAGUUAUCAUCUGUGGGUACCAGAAGUGUUUUCAGAAAGAGAACACAUCUCCUACAAAGAUCUGUAGUGCCCUCUUCCUCCUGGCCGCAGCAGGAUGCCUUCCCUUCAAUGACUCCCAGUUUGAUCCAGAUGGAUAUUUUUGGGCUGUAAUUCACUUAUUCUGUGUAGGGGCUUAUAAAAUUCUGCGGAAGUCCCAGAAACCCAGUGCAUUAAGUGACAUUGACCAGCAAUACUUAAACUAUAUAUUCAGUGUGGUGCUCCUGGCAUUUGCGUCUCAUCCCACAGGUGAUCUCUUCAGUGUCCUGGACUUCCCAUUCCUGUACUUCUACAGAUUCCAUGGCAGCUGCUGUGCCAGUGGAUUUUUGGGAUUCUUUCUCGUGUUCAGUACAGUGAAGCUAAAAAGCCAUCUGGCCCCAGUGCAGUGUGCAGCCUGGAUUUUCUUUGCUAAGAUAAUCACGGCUGGCUUAUCAAUAUUGCUGUUUGAGGCGAUCCUGACCAGUGCAACCACGGGAUGCGUCCUGCUUGGUGCACUUGGAGAGGCCUUGCUGGUUUUCUCAGAGCGGAAGGGCUCCUGAACAAGACGGUCAAGAGAAGGAGACUCACCAGCUGCUGCGGGAGAACAUCGCCCCUGGUCUCAUAGCUCCCUGUUGAAUGUGUCGGAAA